This is a messenger RNA of Opisthocomus hoazin, 1803 nucleotides long. The record is from RefSeq and is a predicted model, not a curated record. NCBI's taxonomy places the organism in Eukaryota, Metazoa, Chordata, Aves, Opisthocomiformes, Opisthocomidae.
GCAUCUCAGUCCACGUCGGCCAGGCCGGCGUCCAGAUGGGCAACACCUGCUGGGAGCUGUACUGCCUGGAGCACGGCAUCCAGCCCGACGGGCAGAUGCCCAGCGACAAAACCAUCGGUGGAGGGGACGACUCCUUCACCACCUUCUUCUGUGAGACCGGGGCUGGGAAGCAUGUCCCACGGGCCAUCUUCGUGGACCUGGAGCCCACCGUGAUCGAUGAGGUUCGGGGAGGAGUCUACCGCCAGCUCUUCCACCCUGAACAGAUGAUCACCGGCAAGGAGGAUGCUGCCAACAACUACGCCCGCGGGCACUACACCAUCGGCAAAGAGAUCAUCGACCAAGUACUGGACAGGAUCCGGAAGCUGCGCGAGUGCAUCUCAGUCCACGUCGGCCAGGCCGGCGUCCAGAUGGGCAACACCUGCUGGGAGCUGUACUGCCUGGAGCACGGCAUCCAGCCCGACGGGCAGAUGCCCAGCGACAAAACCAUCGGUGGAGGGGACGACUCCUUCACCACCUUCUUCUGUGAGACCGGGGCUGGGAAGCAUGUCCCACGGGCCAUCUUCGUGGACCUGGAGCCCACCGUGAUCGAUGAGGUUCGGGGAGGAGUCUACCGCCAGCUCUUCCACCCUGAACAGAUGAUCACCGGCAAGGAGGAUGCUGCCAACAACUACGCCCGCGGGCACUACACCAUCGGCAAAGAGAUCAUCGACCAAGUACUGGACAGGAUCCGGAAGCUGGCUGACCAGUGCACGGGACUCCAGGGAUUCCUCGUGUUUCGCAGUUUCGGAGGAGGAACUGGCUCCGGAUUCACCUCCCUGUUGAUGGAGCGACUCUCAGUGGACUAUGGCAAGAAGUCCAAGUUGGAGUUCUCCAUCUACCCCGCACCACAGGUCUCCACCGCUGUGGUGGAGCCCUACAACUCCAUCCUCACCACCCACACUACCCUGGAGCACUCGGACUGUGCUUUCAUGGUGGACAACGAGGCCAUCUAUGACAUCUGCCGCAGGAACCUGGACAUCGAGCGCCCGACCUACACCAACUUGAACAGACUCAUCAGCCAGGUUGUCUCAUCCAUCACAGCAUCGCUGCGUUUCGACGGGGCCCUGAACGUUGACCUGACCGAGUUCCAGACCAACCUGGUGCCCUACCCUCGCAUCCACUUCCCCCUGGCCACCUACGCUCCUGUGGUUUCAGCCGAGAGAGCUUAUCACGAGCAGCUGUCGGUGGCCGAGAUCACUAACUCCUGCUUUGAGCCGGCCAACCAGAUGGUGAAGGGCGACCCUCGGUUCAAGGUGGGCAUCAACUACCAGCCGCCCACGGUGGUGCCGGGGGGGGACCUGGCCAAGGUGCAGCGCGCCGUCUGCAUGCUGAGCAACACCACGGCCAUCGCCGAGGCCUGGGCUCGCCUGGACCACAAGUUCGACCUGAUGUACGCCAAGCGAGCCUUCGUACACUGGUAUGUGGGCGAGGGCAUGGAGGAAGGGGAGUUUUCCGAGGCGCGGGAAGACAUGGCCGCUCUGGAGAAGGACUACGAGGAGGUGGGCCUGGACUCCUACGAGGACGAAGAGGAGGGUGAGGAGUAGAGAAGCCCCUGCCAGAAAGGACCGUGCUCCUUCUCCAUGUUACCUGCAGAAACCCUUUGCAAUAAACCAUUUCAGAGCUUCCGUGUCUCCCACUGCACCCCCAGCCUUCUCGGUUUCUUGCCAGGUCAGGUGUGUGGUGAGUGCUUCAGCUCUGCUGCUGGUGCUGCUAUGCUUCCUCCCAGCGCUCCGCUCCAGCUCCGGCUUGGCCCCCACAUAGGUA